CCACGUGUGGCUGGGCGAAGAUGGCGUCUCCCAUGGCAGGUCAGGCCGGCUGCGCGUUGCGAGGGUUGGCCGCGCUGAGAGCGGCUCUGCUGCAGAGGCGGCGCAGUGCGGCUGUUCAAUUAACCCCUAGACGAUGGCUAAACCUGCAGGAAUACCAGAGUAAGAAAUUGAUGGCUGAUCAUGGGGUCACAGUUCAGAGAUUCUUCGUGGCUGACACUGCAAAUGAUGCUCUUGAGGCUGCUAAGAGACUAAAGGCUGCUGAAAUUGUGUUGAAGGCCCAGAUCUUAGCUGGAGGAAGAGGAAAGGGGGUUUUCAGCAGCGGGCUCAAAGGAGGUGUGCAUCUCACUAAGGACCCUAGUGUGGUAGGACAACUUGCUGAACAGAUGAUUGGAUACAAUCUCACAACUAAGCAAACACCAAAGGAUGGUGUUAAAGUUAAGAAGGUUAUGGUGGCAGAAGCACUGAAUAUUUCAAGAGAAACUUAUUUUGCAAUAUUAAUGGAUAGAGCUUGCAAUGGACCUGUUCUGGUUGGCAGCCCAGAAGGUGGGGUUGACAUUGAAGAAGUGGCAGCUAAAAGCCCAGAGCUCAUCUUCAAGGAGGAAAUAGAUAUUUUUGAAGGUGUGCGAGAUACACAAGCGCUCAAGAUGGCUGAAAAUCUAGGAUUCAAGGGACCUCUGCGACAGCAGGCUGCCGAUCAAAUUAAAAAGCUGUAUAAUCUUUUCCUGAAAAUUGAUGCCACUCAAGUUGAAGUGAAUCCCUUUGGUGAAACUCCAGAAGGACAAGUUGUAUGCUUUGAUGCCAAAAUAAACUUUGAUGACAAUGCUGAGUUCAGGCAAAAAGACAUAUUUGCCAUGGAUGACAAAUCUGAGAAUGAACCUAUAGAAAAUGAAGCUGCCCAAUAUGACUUGAAGUACAUAGGCCUGGAUGGAAAUAUUGCAUGUUUUGUCAAUGGCGCUGGGCUUGCUAUGGCAACCUGUGAUAUAAUUUCCCUUAAUGGUGGAAAGCCUGCCAAUUUCCUGGAUCUAGGUGGAGGCGUGAAGGAAGCACAAGUAUAUCAAGCAUUCAAAUUGCUCACUGCCGAUCCCAAGGUGGAAGCAAUUCUAGUCAAUAUCUUUGGUGGGAUUGUCAACUGUGCCAUUGUAGCCAACGGUAUCACUAAAGCUUGCCAGGAGCUUGAAUUGAAGGUGCCUCUGGUGGUCAGACUGGAAGGUACAAAUGUUCAUGAAGCCCACCGCAUUCUAAGUGAAAGUGGACUGCCAAUAACUUCAGCAAGUGACCUUGAAGAUGCUGCUAGGAAAGCAGUUGCUAGUGUGACAAAGAAAUAAAGGCACUGCCAACAAAGAGAUCUCCAAUUCACAACAGAUGACAUUCCCAGUGUUGCCUCAAAUUAUAUAUUUAGGAUUCUUUUUUUUCCCAACCAUAAGUAAGGUUAGACUUCACCUGUCUGUCAUAUACUGAAUUUACAAACUGUUCAAUGUGUUGAAGUUCAGAUCUGUUUUAGUACUGAAGCCACAGGUCCUGUUCUUUUCAAAUUAUUCCAACUGGUCUGUGAGCAGCUGUACUAACGAGUAACUACGGAUGUCACCAUUCAGGUUUCUUGUGUAAUAUUGUUCUUGAACUUCUAAUUUUUCCAAGAUACUUUGUAUAUCUUUAUUAUCCAAACACUAGCAAAAGGCUAACAGUUCAGACAUGUCAAUAAUUGGACCAGGAUCUAAAGAACUGUACCAUUAGUUCCAGGCACCCAAGGGGGAUAUGGCCUUGUGUUUUUUCGAGGGCCCUUUAGCAUGAUGCCUGCGGUGGACCACUCUCUCUGAUUAGUCCACAGCUUUGCCCCUGCCCUACUCCUUUAACCUCUCCCUUUGGGUCUAACCCUCUCUGCCAUCCAGAGUGAGAUAGUGAGAUAAAUGGUCUCUCAGAUGGAGCCAGCAAGUACAUGACAGCUGCAAACAAGAGAAAUUAUGAGUCACGGCAAAGUGCUGUACAAUGCCAGCUCCUGACACAGGCCCUAGACAUGAGGCCUUCUGCUUGAAAGGGAACAGGCCACAGUCCUACUGAGUGUGUCCGCUGUCCUGGAUAUGCCAGAAGCAGCUCUUUGGAUCCCAACCAGUACGUUUUUUUAUGAACUUUUCAAAUUGUUCCAAUUAUGUCAUUUGAGCCAAAUCAAUGGGAAUGGUUUGUUUGUUUUUUUCAUUUUGAAAAUGUGCUUGUUUCACACAUGCCUUAAUGAAAUGGUUGUGCUUUGAUGCUCAGUAUAUACCUCACACCCCAUGAAAAAUAGAAAGUGUGGAAACAUCUCGUUUAUAUGCUAUACUAUGAAUGAAUGAGUUUCAAAUCAUGUGAAUACUUUUCAGCAUUGAAGGGGAAACAUACUACAUCCUCAUGUGGUAGUGCCAUGUGUCCAGUAACUGACUAUAAGCUUCUGGAAUCAAUGUGCGUAGUAGUAAAAUUGCCGUUCAUAGCAAAAUGAAGAAUAAAUAUUCUUUAGGGUGAAUCCUGUAAUGCAAAAAAGGAAAGUUAAAUGAAAAAAUGAGGUAUGAUCUAGCUAAAGAUAAGCACCAUCUAAUUUCCAUUGACUUCAGUGGAAAUGUUUCAAGCGUGUACUUUACACUCAGUUUGAAGGUUUUUGAACAGAAAAGUACUUAAUGUCGACUUGAUUGUGCUUUUAUUGUGUGAAAAACAUGCAUGCAAAAAAAGUUUCACCAUGAAAGAAAUUUAUAGAAAUCAAAGAUUUGACUCCAGUAGGCCACUUUGUUGUAGAUGUUGGUUAUUUGCACGAAUUAUCCAAUCAGGAAAUAGAGAUAUAAGCAACAUGGUACCACUGACACAAACCAGAAAUUAGGUUUGGAAUCUUUUUCAAUAAUAUUCGGUAAAGAUGUGAAAACUUUGUAAUUUAAUAAAGAUGAAAUUUAUCUAAUAAAUUGCUAAUUGUUAAGUC
Messenger RNA from Eublepharis macularius, 2935 nucleotides. RefSeq names its product succinate-CoA ligase GDP-forming subunit beta (gene SUCLG2). Gene Ontology annotation, cellular component: succinate-CoA ligase complex; mitochondrion. Gene Ontology annotation, molecular function: ATP binding; succinate-CoA ligase (GDP-forming) activity. The transcript is spliced from 11 exons. Lineage: Eukaryota; Metazoa; Chordata; Lepidosauria; Squamata; Eublepharidae. Gene Ontology annotation, biological process: succinyl-CoA metabolic process; tricarboxylic acid cycle. The coding region runs from base 21 to 1325 and encodes 434 amino acids. The record is from RefSeq and is a predicted model, not a curated record.